AUGGAGACAGUAGAUGACUUGGAUACCAUUGACGUGGAAUUAGAUGAGUUUUUCAAACACAAACAAAGAAGUCGAUGCAAAGAUGAGUUCCUAAACACUCUCACAGACGAAGCGCUUGACGAAUGCACCAUACCUGAGAUAAACCUAAAUGAUUUUGAAGGAAUUUCGGAAGAUGAAGCACCACAGGAGAAGCAGAGUGAUAGUGAGGGUGACGAUGAAGACAAAUUGCAGUUUCAAUACUCAACCCAUGACCCGAAGGUGAAAUGGAACAAUAUGGAGCCAGUUCUUGGGGAGAGGUAUGAAUCACCACACCAACUAAAGCUUUGUUUGACAAAUUACUCUAUAAGUAGGGGUUAUCCAAUUAGGUUCAAGAAAUGUGAUAGUAUAAGGCGCGUGGCUGUAUGUGCAAGUGACCCUGAGAAAUUUCAAUGUCCCUUUGUUGUAAGGGCCUCAUGGAUGAGCACUGAAAGAUCAUUCCAAAUCAAAAAAUGGGUUGAGCAACAUACCUGUGUUAGGAAUUUCCGUAGUUCUAAUAUUAUGGAUCCCACAUGGAUAGCUAGGCAGUUACUAAAGGAGAUGAUUAGGAAACCAAAUCCGAAAUGUAAGGAAAUGCAAGCUAUUAUUCAAAGCAGGUUGUUUAACUUGAAGCAAGAAGCACGUAAAUGGGUGAAUGAUGUGUAUCCAGGAGCUAUUAAGAAAAUGUAUGAGUUUGCUUUUGAUAUCAAGAGUUGGUAUGUUCAUCCUAGUGGUUCGAAUGCUUUUGAAGUGAGAAAUGGCUUCCACUCAUAUGGAGUGAACUUAGAGGGGAUGUACUGUAGAUGCAGAAUUUUGGAGUUAUCUGGGAUCCCCUGUGUCCAUGCCCAAGCAACCAUAAUUUACAUACAACAGGAUCCAGCUAGAUUCAUCAGCACAUGGUUUGAUAAGGACAAGUUUUUAGCUACGUAUGAGUCUAACAUCCUUCCUGUUAAUGGCAGUAAUAUGUGGGAACCAACGCCUUACACCAAACCACUAUCACCUGUUGAAACAAGGAUGCCAGGAAGGCAUUGUAUAAAAAGGAAAAAGCAUGUCUCUGAGCAUGAAGACAGUGAACAUGUACCAGAAACACAGGAAGCAGAUGUUAAGAUUGAUGUUGAAGGUGAUGGUCUUGAUAUGGCUGAUCUGGAUCAAAUACUGCAUGAUUUGAGUUACCUUAGAGAGUCAAAAUACAGUGAAGCAGAGAUCCUUUUGUGUCUUAAUAUCACCCAAUCACAACUUAAAGGAUUUGAUGCUUUGCUUCACCAACCCAAACAAGCUGCAAAGGAUGUGCCUUUUGUGAGUGAACAUGUACCAGAAACACAGGAGGACAAUGAUGAAAACAAGGAGGAGAGUGACUAUGAAGAUAGAGUUGAAGAAUCACAGGAGGACAAUGAUGAAGAUGGAGUGGAGGAUGAUGAAGAGGGAGUUGAUGAUACUCAAGUUAGGGUUAAAACUCAAGUCAGUGUUAGAACAAGAAAACCUUCUGAAAGGAUCAUUGAAAACAUGUUGAAGAAAAUUGUGGUUGACAAGAAAGGAAUAGGAAUGGCUCCAGAAAAACCUCUUACUUUGGAUUAG
Molecule: messenger RNA, 1590 nt
Organism: Lactuca virosa
Lineage: Eukaryota; Viridiplantae; Streptophyta; Magnoliopsida; Asterales; Asteraceae
Source: the annotation of a GenBank genome assembly